This is a messenger RNA of Gongylonema pulchrum, 501 nucleotides long. The record is from the annotation of a GenBank genome assembly. NCBI's taxonomy places the organism in Eukaryota, Metazoa, Nematoda, Chromadorea, Rhabditida, Gongylonematidae.
AUGCUGUUCUGUAGCUCGCGAGCACUCACCUUGAUUUAUCCAAGUUGUGAAUAUUUCCAGGCCAAUCCCGUGGAUCACUGUUCGGACGCGUUAAGUGAAGCGCAAUGCAGAAUGGUGGAGGCACCGAAUGCAAUAAAAGACGGAGAGGGUUGCGCGUGGCUGGAUCCAGCCGAUAAGGCAGAUGCGGAAGCCAAUCCCGUGGAUCACUGUACGGACGCGCUGAGUGAAGCGCAAUGCAGAAUGGUGGAGGCACCGAAUGCGAUAAAAGACGGAGAGGGUUGCGCGUGGCUGGAUCCAGCCGAUAAGGCAGACGCGGAACUUGAAGAAUUUUCAGGAAUUAUCUAUGUUGGACCACGACCCCUUCCUCCACGUUACUAUGGACCACCCCCUCCACCACCACCCCCACCAGGAGCUGUACCACCUCCUCCACCUCCACCACCACCACCACCACCAGCACCACGCUAUUACGGCCCGGUAUUACGACCACGCUAUUAUGGCUGA